Molecule: messenger RNA, 377 nt
Organism: Physeter macrocephalus (sperm whale)
Lineage: Eukaryota; Metazoa; Chordata; Mammalia; Artiodactyla; Physeteridae
Product: 60S ribosomal protein L30-like
Exons: 1
Coding region: 1-348 (115 amino acids)
Cellular component (GO): cytosolic large ribosomal subunit
Molecular function (GO): RNA binding; structural constituent of ribosome
Source: RefSeq, a predicted model, not a curated record
AUGCUGGCCGCGAGGAAGACGAAAAAGUCGCCGGGGUUGAUCACCUCUAGGCUCCAACUCAUUCUGAAAAGUGGAAAGUACCUGCUGGGGUACAAGCAGACUCCGAAAAUGAUCAGACGAGGCAGAGCCAAACUGGUCGUCCUCACCAACAACUGCCCGGCCUUGAGGAAAUCUGAUACAGAGUAUUACACCAUGUUGGCCAAAACUGGUGUCCAUCACUACAGUGGCAAUAACAUUGAAUUGGAUACAGCAUGUGGAAAAUACUACAGAGUAUGCACACUGGCUAUCGUUGAUCCAGGUGAUUCUGAUAUCAUUAGAAGCAUGCCAGAACAGACUGGUGAAGAGUAAAUCACGCACAAUCUUUCUUUAAUAAAACU